Molecule: messenger RNA, 1297 nt
Organism: Hyaloscypha bicolor E
Lineage: Eukaryota; Fungi; Ascomycota; Leotiomycetes; Helotiales; Hyaloscyphaceae
Exons: 2
Source: RefSeq, a predicted model, not a curated record
AGUACCUCAAUGGUUCUCCAAAAGCCGUUCGUUUGCCGGCGCCAUAGGUGGGUUGACAUAUUCGUUGGCGUCUCAGGCCACAAUUCAAUCGAAAGGGUUGGGCUGGACCUUCGAGUGCUCGCAAUACUUGCAUUCGCAGCUAAUACACUUUGUACGAUUCUUAUUCGAGAUCGUAACAAGGCCGUCGGCGCGGUGCAGCUGACCUUCGAUGUAAAAAAUUUCAAACGAAAGGAGUUUCUCCUUCUGUAACUACGGGGAUUCUUCACCAUGCUGGGAUAUAUUAUACUUUUGUUUCCCCCCACCACCCGAAUUACGCCACGAGUAUAGGCCCCUCUGCAAAGCAAAGUAGCAUGAUUGGUGCUCUCUUCAACCUCGGACAAGGUAAACCUUCAUCCAGCAUAUGAGAAACAGUUAACGAUGGACUCAGCCAUUGGAAGACCUUUCGUGGCCUACUUCAGCGAUGUGGCCUGGUCGGAUCAAUAUGGCUGGAAUAUGCACAUCCCUCGCCGAGCUCUUCUGUUUGGUCAUCUGGAUAUUUGCGAAAAGCUUCGGGGUCUUAAUCUUCUUUGCUCUUAUGGUUGGGACUGUUUCCGGAACAUUCCGGGCAACUGUUGCUCCGGUUGGGGCGGAAGUUGUUGGAUUGAAAAUAUGUCCAGCCGCCCUUUCCAUCAGCUGGACAGUAUUGGUUCCCCGUUGCACCUUUGCAGAGCCCAUUGGCCUGCAACUUCGGACAACAGGCGGUGCUUAUCUACCUUCACGCGCAGAUAUUCACUGGCUUGAUGUAUAUUGGAGUCGCUUUUUGUAUGUGGUUUCUAAGAGCGUGAAUAUUGGCGAGCUUGAGAGGGUAGCAAUAACGAAAGAGAGAGGGAACAAGAGCUGCAAGAUGAAAAUUUUGUACCGAGGGCCUGACCAGAUAUCUCAAGGAACCAAAGUAGGAUAAGUAUUAAGAGCAAAGUCCAGGCUGCAAAAAGCUUAUGGUCGUGGCAACGAGUCGGAUAUUGGAAAUAUACUCGGGCACCAGUGUUGUUUCUCUCUACCGGUCCAAGAAUAUUGUCACGUGUUCACUGAAGAAGCUGCAGUUUAGAGGUUGCACAACAGCAGAGAAUGUCGUAUGCGUUGGCGUCGUCACAUUCAUGAGAGGCGUGAUGGAUUGAUGAGGGUUCCGUGGGUUGAUUGGUGUUAUUACUACAAGCUGUAGGAGGUGCGAUUGCUAGUAGUGCUGCUUCAAAGUCUACUGUUAGUGUUGUCCUCAAGCAUAGUGUGAUGCUCCGCUUACCCAGAUUCAAACGCAAUUGGG